This is a messenger RNA of Myiozetetes cayanensis, 954 nucleotides long. Its product is annotated as taste receptor type 2 member 9-like. Bases 7 to 954 code for a protein of 315 amino acids. Gene Ontology annotation, biological process: detection of chemical stimulus involved in sensory perception of bitter taste; sensory perception of taste; G protein-coupled receptor signaling pathway. Gene Ontology annotation, molecular function: G protein-coupled receptor activity; bitter taste receptor activity. The record is from RefSeq and is a predicted model, not a curated record. The transcript has a single exon. Lineage: Eukaryota; Metazoa; Chordata; Aves; Passeriformes; Tyrannidae. Gene Ontology annotation, cellular component: membrane.
CCCAGGAUGGAAACUUGUCACUCUUCAGAGCAAUUCAAUGUCACUUCAUAUGAUGCCACAGUUGUGGUCAUCAUGACCGUCGAGACGUUUACUGGCAUGUGGAUAAAUGCUUUCAUUGUUUCUGUGAUUUGCAUGACCUGGGUGAGAAAGAAAACCUUGAAGUCUUAUGAUAAGAUCUUGCUGGCUGUGGGAUUCUCCAGGUUUUGGUAUUUGUGCAUCUCAUGGGUAUACUCCUUUCUUUCAAUCAUUUAUCCCAACUACCUUCAUGUUCACCCCAUAUAUCCACUACUUAGUAGUACUCAGAGCUUUGUCACUUGUUCCAACUUUUGGGUUUCAGCCUGUCUUUGUGUCUUUUACUGUAUAAAAAUUGCCACUUUCAGGAACAGCUUCUUCAUCUACCUGAAAGUAAAAGUUGACAGGAUUGUGCCCUGGCUCUUGUUGGGGUCUGUGCUUUUCUCCCUGGUAAAUGGAAUCCUUGUCUAUGAUUUCACUAAUAAACCGCAUUGUAACAAUUCCACCAGGCAAGGACAGUUUUGGAAACUGCAAAUCAAGACAGAUGAACAUUUGUUCACUUUUUAUUUUAUCACUGGCUUUGGAUAUGCCACUUCAUUCACAGCAGUCAUCUCUUCUGCCCUUCUGCUUCUCUUUUCCCUCUGGAGACACAAAUGCAACAUGCAAACAAACUCCAUGAAGGACCUCAGCAUGGAUGCCCACAUCAAAGCCAUGAAAUCUGUUCUCUCCUUUUCCAUAAUGUACAGCAUCAACUUUAUAUGUUUGGUUGUAGGAAUGAUUUAUUCUACAAAGGAGGAAACUCACCUGAUGUCUAUGAUUUAUGUAUUUAUGUAUGUUUUUCCAGGUGUUCAUUCCCUCAUUCUGAUUUUCAGCAACCCCAGUCUGGAAAAGACACUGUUAAGGAUUCUGCCCUGUGUGAAGUGCAUGGUUUGCAUGAAGUAG